AUGGCUGCUAGCAGUUACCCAUUGCAGGACGUCCAUGGCGAAGAGGAUCCAAGCUCGAUAGGGCAAGAGCACCAGGAAGGUCGACGCAGUGGCAAGAAGCUCUGGAAACGGACCAGAUCAGGAUGUCUGAACUGCAGACGGAAGCGACGAAAAUGUGAUGAAAAAAAGCCUACUUGUCACCACUGCCACAGGAGUCGUGAAAAUUGUAGAUGGGGGAUGCGAAUUUCUUUUCGUUCCGAGAACUCGCAAACGGUGCAGAUGCCCGUCAUACAAACUCGGACACCCAGGCGUUUCCGAAUAUUAGACAUCACAUCAGAAGUCAUUCGUGAUUACCAUCAAACUGUACCAGAGGAGGAGGGCUCUCUUAUCCACAAUGAUUUCUCCUGCAGUCCAGGUAAUGAACUGCCUGACUAUGGCGGUGAACGAGAAGAAAGGAGGCGAGUAAGCCAAACAGGAAGAGAAGAGGAUAGAAACAAACGGGGUAUUGCAGCGGAGAAACAAUAUCUCUGGAAGGACUCAGGACAGACUAAAGACUUCUCAACUGGCCGAGCAGAGUCGAGUGUAGAAGCGGAUGGGGGUAUCUCGUCCAGAUAUAACACUGAUCAUUUGUCACGGUCAACUAUCGCAUGCACCAAAGGACAAGUUGCCUGCGAAUCCCCAGAGCAAAUUCGAGGUGUUGAUGGCACCACUGACAGUUUCGCAACAAAUAGCGUGUGGUUAAGACAAGUGCUCCAGCGGGACCAGCUAUCGAUGGACGACGAAUCCGAGUACAGCGCAGUAUACUCUCCCCUAUCACAAACCGUUCAAAGCGGCUAUCACGAUCCACCAAUGUCUUUGACUGACUUUCACGUCCACGAUGGGAUUUUCGUGCCUGGGUCAGAGUACCUUGAGCUUCACUCGACAUUGAGAAACCACCUUAUCCUAGAGGCCAAGUCGAGCGCGCCUACUAGACACUGUACUCCGGUUCAGGGAGAGGAGUUGCAUAUUCCGGUGAAUCAUGCAAGUGCCCGUAUUAAGAUUCCCGAAGAUGAAGAAUUUAUUUUAUGGAAGAAUUGGCUGGAAGAACUCGCACCUUGGUUGGAUAAAUUCGACAACCAAUGUCACUUUCAAAACACUUUAUUGGAUAUGGCUCGCUCUCAUGACCACCUUAGUUAUGCUAUAUUAGCCCUAUCGGCACGUCAGCUGGAGCGAAAGGGCGCUACUACGCAUAAAGAACGAAGUCUAGAGUUGUAUCACCAUGCUAUACAUAUUCUCCUACCACUAUUACCGACGCGCAGUACGGCAGUGAUUGCAUCAUGUGUAGUUCUCUGUGUGUUAGAAAUGCUCAGCUGUGCGCCCAAGGCCUGGCAACGGCAUCUAGACGGCUGCGCAGGGUUGAUGGAAGCUGUUGGAAUGAAUGGCUUCUCCGGAGGACCAGAGCAAGCACUUUUCUGGUGCUUUGCCCGCAUGGAUGUUUGCGGAGGAUUUAUUUCAUGCACCAAGACCCUCAUCCCCGUUGAUCAUUGGGCAACUGGCGACUUUGAUGCGGACGUGCGUCUCUUUCAAUCGGUACCUACGUUCGACAUGUUCGCAAAUUAUAUGGUAUAUCUAUGUGCACAGGUCUUGGAUAUUCUUGCGCCAUGCCAUUACAAAUUCGGACGCAUCGGCGGUCCCCGACAUAAUAACCUUACAGACCGAGAAUUCACAGAGCGUUGGUCCAGGCUAUGGUUCUACGUGCAAGACUGGUAUCUCAAACGCCCAGAAGAGAUGAAAGCUGUGAUGGAAUAUUCCUCGACAAGUAGUGCUUUUCCAAAGAUACUAUUUGCUAAUCCUGCUGCGGUAUCUGGCAAUCAACUAUACCACACUGCUUCAUUGCUCAUGUUACAAGCUCGACCGCCGGGAUUGCGUUUGGAACCAAAGCCACGGUCUCCUCUGUGGCACGCACGCUUGGCGUGUGGUAUCUCCAUCACUAACCAUCACCAUGGAGCAUGGACCAACGCCAUUCAACCAAUCUGGAUUGCAGGGCAAUGGAUGAGUCAUCCAAGAGAACAUCAAGAAAUUUUGGAGCUGUUAGAGCGGAUCGAGAAGGAGAGUGGGUGGCCCACGCAAUGGAGAGCGGAUGGCUUGAAGGAAUUCUGGGGCAUCAUUUAAAUGAAUUAGGAAUGAAGCGCUGAAGUAGCAUUGAGGUCACCAGAAAUAACUACAAAACUCCACAUACUCUAAAGGUGCCUUCCCAUAUAG
Molecule: messenger RNA, 2220 nt
Organism: Talaromyces stipitatus ATCC 10500
Lineage: Eukaryota; Fungi; Ascomycota; Eurotiomycetes; Eurotiales; Trichocomaceae
Product: C6 transcription factor, putative
Exons: 2
Coding region: 1-2130 (709 amino acids)
Biological process (GO): positive regulation of transcription by RNA polymerase II
Cellular component (GO): nucleus
Molecular function (GO): zinc ion binding; transcription cis-regulatory region binding; DNA-binding transcription factor activity, RNA polymerase II-specific
Source: RefSeq, a predicted model, not a curated record